Molecule: messenger RNA, 4095 nt
Organism: Melospiza melodia melodia
Lineage: Eukaryota; Metazoa; Chordata; Aves; Passeriformes; Passerellidae
Gene: IL1RAPL2
Product: interleukin 1 receptor accessory protein like 2
Exons: 11
Coding region: 464-2524 (686 amino acids)
Biological process (GO): signal transduction
Source: RefSeq, a predicted model, not a curated record
UUUUCUGUCACGAAGGGGGGAAUCCCGGUUGGUACCGAGGGUCUCUCAGCCUCGCGAACUCGUCGGGGGCUUCCCGGGAAAAGUGUUACUGCUGGGGAUUUAAAUUAAAAGCACUGGAGCAAUUUCCUUGCGGGAUGAUGCGGCGCGGCGGAGUCUGCUGAAGCGGUGCCGUGCUUUGGAGGCUUGGCUGCUCUGAGUUACCGUGGCGGGUGUUGGACUUGAAACCUCUGCCUCUGAAAGUUCCGUGACAAUAAAGCUGCUCUGGUUUCCUUUGGAGUCCGAUGGAAAUCUGCUGAAGGGCACUAAACACUUCUGAAGUGGCUUGGAUUCAGCCGCUGUUUUCAGAGAGCCUGUCCCUGGACUGCUGUCUCUGCUAGGAUUCAAAGAAUCAAAAGUUUCUGGUGGAAAAUACUGUAAGCUGCGGUUUCUCAGAGUUGUAGCAAGCUGCCACAGAAAGUGAAAGAUGAAGCCUCUUGUUUUCUUGGUUCUUGUGAUCUGUACUGUAGUCAGCAUGAAUUUGAAGCUCGUGUCAAAGAGGAAUUCUGUUGAUGGUUGCAUUGACUGGUCAGUGGAUCUCAAGACAUACAUGGCUUUGGCAGGUGAACCAGUCCGAGUGAAAUGUGCCCUUUUCUACAGCUAUAUCAGAACUAAUUAUAGCAUGGCCCAAAGCACAGGUCUUAGGCUUAUGUGGUACAAAAACAAAGGAGAUUUAGAAGAACCCAUUAUAUUUUCUGAAGUUAGAAUGAGCAAGGAUGAAGAUUCCAUAUGGUUUCACUCGGUUGAGCUGCAAGACAGUGGUUUCUACACAUGUGUUCUGAGAAACUCAACGUAUUGCAUGAAGGUCUCCAUGUCCUUGACGGUAGCUGAGAAUGAAUCUGGGCUUUGCUACAACAGCAAGAUCAGAUACCUGGAAAAAUCAGAAGUCACUAAAAGAAAGACAAUCUCCUGUCCUGAUAUUGAGGAUUACAAAACAGCCAAUCAAGAGCCAAAUGUGGUGUGGUACAAGGAAUGUGAGCCGAAAAUGUGGAGAAGUGUUGUAAUUCAGAAGGGAAAUACUCUCUUAAUUCAAGAGGUCCAGGAAGAAGAUGGAGGAAAUUAUACCUGUGAACUAAAGUUUGAAGGCAAGCUUAUACGAAGGACGGUUGAAUUGAAGGUUACUGCUUUAGUCACAGACAAACCUCCAAAGCCAUUGUUCCCCAUGGAGAACCAGCCAACUGUUAUAGAUGUCCAGCUGGGAAAUCCACUGACUGUGGCCUGCAAAGCUUUCUUUGGAUUCAGUGGAGAAUCAGGCCCCAUGAUCUACUGGAUGAAAGGGGAAAAAUUCAUAGAAGAAUUGGAAGGUCACAUUAGAGAAGGCGAAGUCAGACUCCUCAGAGAACAUCUUGGAGAAAAAGAAGUUGAGUUGACAUUGAUCUUUGAUGCUGUAGAGGAGGCAGACCUGGCUAACUACACAUGUCAUGUGGAGAACAGAAAUGGACGGAGACACGCCAGCGUUCUUCUGCGCAAAAAAGAUUUGAUCUACAAAAUAGAACUUGCUGGAGGACUGGGAGCCAUCCUUCUUCUGCUUAUUUUGCUCGUGACCAUCUAUAAGUGCUACAACAUAGAGUUAAUGCUGUUCUACAGACAGAACUUUGGAGGAGAUGAAGCAGCUGAUGACAACAAAGAAUAUGAUGCUUAUCUUUCCUACACCAAAGUGGAUCCUGAUGCGUUAGAUCGUGAUAAUAAUGAAGAAGAGCAGUUUGCACUUGAAAUUCUGCCAGAUGUUCUAGAAAAGCACUAUGGAUAUAAACUCUUCAUUCCAGAUAGGGACCUGAUCCCUAGUGGAACCUACAUUGAAGAUCUCACAAGAUGUGUUGAGCAAAGCAGAAGACUCAUUAUCGUGUUAACUCCAGACUAUGUUCUCAGGAGAGGAUGGAGUAUUUUUGAGAUGGAAAACAGACUCCAUAACAUGCUAGUCAGUGGAGAAAUCAAAGUUAUUUUGAUUGAGUGUACUGAAUUAAAAGGGAAGGUGAAUUAUCACGAAGUGGAAUCAUUAAAGCACACCAUCAAACUUCUCUCAGUGGUCAAGUGGAAAGGACCAAAAAGCAGCAAACUGAACUCUAAGUUUUGGAAGCGCCUAGUCUUUGAAAUGCCAGGGAAGAAAAAGGAGGUGGUGUCUCGGCAUCAGGUGCUGGAUUCUGCAGAGCAGGGCCUCUUUGGAGACCUGCAGACUGUGCCCUCCCUCGCCGUCACGGGCACCUCUGCCACGCUGGUGGAGUCGCGGGCGGGCCUGGGCGGUUUCCAGCAGGCAGAGUCGGCGCACAGCCGGCACUUCUGCCGCGGCUACGAGUGCGACGUGUCGGCGGCCACGCUGCCCCUGGCCUCCAUCAGCAACCACCACACGUACUGUAACAUCCCCCUGGCGCUCCUCAACGGACAGCUACCUCUCAACAACGCCGUCAAGGACCCCCAGGAGUUCCACAGGAACAGCCCCUUGCUACCUUUGUCGGCCAAGGAGCUCAGCUUCACCAGUGAUAUCUGGUAGAACGUCAGGGCUCUUUGGAGAUGCUUCAUGGCCACCAUGAAGAGACGCCCGUAAAGAACUUUGCCCUACCCGCACGGGGUGAGAAAACCUAUUCAAAGCAGCAGCACACUUGUUUGCUUUUCUACUUGAACUGUUUUGUUUACAUUUACAAAUUAUUGACAAAGGGGGCAUUCUUUUGUAACUCAGUAAUGUCCUUCCUGUCUUUUAGUGUACAGUUUUAUUGCUUCUUAAAAAGGAGGGGGGAGAGAAAAACGCAUCCCAUCACUUCACAGUAGGUUUACAAUCUGGGACGGAGAAAAGGUCACUGUGUAUGAUCUCCAACAUCCAUACAUAUUUAGGUAACUGUAUUUGGAAUACACAGAAGUUGUUGGGUUUUUCAUAUAGACUACAGUACAGUUUGAAAUUCUAAUCAUGCUACAAAAAUUAGUUUCUCCUGCACAGACCACAAGGGGUGAAUCGUCUUGAAAAGGAAGGGAAGGAAACCUUCCUGAUAACAUUGUCUUGCAAAUACUUCUUAGAAGAUGCCCAGCUGAAACAGUGCAGACAAAGCUUUAUCAAUAAAGUGCAUAGUAACAGUUACAAAAUAAAUCACCUGCUCCCAUCAGCAUCUCUUCAUUUUAUUAUUGAGGUAUGUUCUAUUCCUAGUCAAUGGUUAGCAAUGUGGUUUUAUUAAACAAAUUACUAGAAUACUGGAAGAUGUUUAAGAGGAUUUUAAACAAUUUUUCUCUAAACUAUAGAUUGUUUCACAAUUUUUUGCAGAUUUUUAAUGACUUUUUCCAAACAGUUUAAGUAUAAACUUAGCUGUCAAUUGCCCAAUUCAUUAAUCUGAAAUUUCUUAAGAUCUAAGAUUUGUAGUAAAGUAAUUUUAUGUAGGAUUUUUUUUCCAAAACCAGUAGUUACAAUUUGAAAUUAACCUUUUUUUGUGAGAACAUCAGCAAUAGAAAACUACAGCAAUAUUCAGAGAUUAAGUGCUGAAUUAUUCAGGUUUACUAGUAAGUCUGACUUCUGUUGCAGUGAUAAUCACCUGAAACAGUUUUCUCUCUUCUUUAUCUACCUGCCAAUUUAUUUACCUUUUAAAUAUGGCAGAAGCAGGAAUAUUUCUACUCUCUAUGUAACUGGUGAAAAGUAAUAUUUUUCAGCAACUGGCAAGGUCUUGCAUUUCACACUUGUGUGAGUGAUCCCAUCAGUCAAAUAGGAUCCUGUCAUUUAGCCUUCCUGCUGCUGGUGGAUGAGAAUUGUUCCACAGGCGCUCGGCAUCAGGGAUUGCUGCUCUGUGAGUACCAGGAUGUUUCAUGGAGAUUUCCACACUCAGCUGGGUAAGGGUUGCAGAGUCAGGCUAUGGAGACAAUUGUAUUAAAAGAAAAAGCUCUAAAAUAAUGAAGGCAAAAGCCAGUUUUGCAGGUUUUGGCAUGGCUCUAAUGAAAACACAGCAGACAUGAGAGCUUUGUCUCAAUAACAUCUGCUGGAGCAAGUUCCCAAAAAUAUUUUUAAGGCAGGCAACCUUGCCUGUGCUUCAUUAUGUCUUUAGCAUUUUUCUCUUUGAUUGCAUGAAUAAAAGUUAGCACUCUGCA